AACAUAUCUAGAGGAAAAAAACUAAGUAGAAAGAGAGAAAAAAAAAAGUCCAUGGCUAGUAUAGCUGAAAAAUGGGAGGAGCUUAGUGGCAAAGAAAAUUGGAAAGGGUUAUUAAACCCUUUGGAUCUUAAUCUCCGAAAAUACUUAAUUCAAUACGGAGAAUUAGCUCAAGCUACUUACGACACAUUCAUUUCCGAUAGAGCGUCAAAAUAUGCAGGAAGUAGCAGAUACUCGAAGGAAAACCUCUUUGCUAAAGUUGGAUUAGAUCCAGAAAUGUAUCACGUAACAAAAUAUUUUUACGCGACAUCGUCGUUUCCACUUCCCGAGGCCUUUAUGGUAAAAUCAUGGUCAAGGGAAGCAUGGAGUAAGGAAUCAAAUUUUAUGGAGUAUGUUGCUGUGGCAACUGAUAAGGGGAAGGCUGUGUUAGGGAGAAGGGAUAUUGUAAUUGCAUGGAGAGGGACAAUUAGAACAUUAGAAUGGGUUAAUGAUUUACAAUUUUUACUAGUGCCAGCACCUAAAGUUUUUGGUGGAGGUAGUUCAAUAUUGCCUUUAUUCAAACCUUUGGUGCAUCAAGGAUGGAACAGUAUAUAUACAUCUGAUGAUCCAAAAUCACCAUUUAAUAAAGCCAGUGCUAGAGACCAGGUCCUUGAAGAAGUGAAAAGAUUGGUUGAGAAAUACAAGAAUGAAGAGGUCAGCAUAACUGUAACCGGACAUAGCCUAGGUGCAGCAGUAGCAACCUUAAAUGCAGUUGACAUAGUUUACAAUGGAUUCAACAAAACAAGCAACGGAAAGGAAUUUCCAGUGACAGCUUUUGUAUUUGCAAGUCCAAACGUUGGAGAUCUCAAUUUCAGGGUAGCAUUUUCAAAACUAAAAAAUCUCCAUAUUUUGAGAGUUGAUAACAUAUUAGAUAUUGUUCCAAAAUAUCCACCCAUUGGCUAUAUAGACGUUGGCAAAGUACUAGUAAUUGACACUGCCAAAUCCGAUUACUUGAACUCUCCAGGAAACUUACAAACUUGGCAUAAUUUGGAGGCUUAUUUACAUGGAGUGGCAGGUACUCAAGGUGUAGGAAUAUUAAUAGGAGAAAUUUUUGGUGAUUUUAAAUUAGAAGUGGAUCACGAUAUAGCUCUUGUUAACAAAUCAACGGAUGCUUUGAAGGGAGAAUAUGGUGUGCCUGCUAACUGGUGGGUUGAGAAGAACAAAGGAAUGGUUCAAAAGAAAGAUAAAACUUGGGUUCUCAUGGAUCGUGAGGAGUAUGAAAUUUGA
Solanum verrucosum is the source of this 1263-nucleotide messenger RNA. Its product is annotated as phospholipase A1-II 1-like. The record is from RefSeq and is a predicted model, not a curated record. Bases 52 to 1263 code for a protein of 403 amino acids. The transcript is spliced from 2 exons. NCBI's taxonomy places the organism in Eukaryota, Viridiplantae, Streptophyta, Magnoliopsida, Solanales, Solanaceae. Gene Ontology annotation, biological process: lipid metabolic process. Gene Ontology annotation, molecular function: glycerophospholipid phospholipase A1 activity.